AUGACUGAGCAAAUUGAAGCAAGUGUGAUUGACAAGGAUCUACGCACUUGGAUCAUACCAGACUUUACCACGACAACCAAGUCUGACACAGUUACAGCGGCAGUCCUAAUGAUGGGCGCUAUGCAGAAGUUCUUCUCAUACAAGGUGAUGCUUAAUGGAAUCCCGUCUGUGACCCUUUUGGGUGAACGAGAGGAUUGGGUAAAGCUCGUGAACAAACUUGAUAAGCUUCAUCAGCUAGGCGACGAGCCUGCACGAUUCGGCCAGCUUCUUCGUCCUAUCCUGAACCAUUUUGUUGCUUGCUUUGAUAGCCCGCAAUCACCCGAGUCAACUGCCUUCUGGAGUAAAUGUGCCGCCAGAGAUGCCUAUGGAAGUGGGUCAGACGAAUUGUCGGGUUAA
Penicillium angulare is the source of this 396-nucleotide messenger RNA. RefSeq names its product DUF4419 domain-containing protein. Lineage: Eukaryota; Fungi; Ascomycota; Eurotiomycetes; Eurotiales; Aspergillaceae. The transcript has a single exon. The record is from RefSeq and is a predicted model, not a curated record. Bases 1 to 396 code for a protein of 131 amino acids.